CGCACGCACGCACAAAGAGAAGCUUUCGCCAGGGCAGGAGGACGUGGGCAGAAUAGUCAAUUCCAUCCGGUCAUUUCCUCACGGGGGAGCCGAGCCGAACAGAGCAGAGCUGACAGGGGCGUUGAUGUAAUUCAGCACAAAUGGAAUGGAAGGCCUCACACUUCAUUAUAUAAUUAGACAGCAUAAGCUUCGGCCUCACUAUCUAUGAUCAUCGCCACUCCAUAGUCCGUUUCUCUUUGGACUGACUUAAUCUCCUCCUCCUCCUCCUCCUCAAUAUUUUUUCUCUCCAAUGGAGGAAGAUGAUCAAAAGGAACUCCAACUCCUCCCUACUCCGCACUCCAUUGCCUCCUCAUCUUCCUCUUCGGCCCCCGUCCUGUGUACCAAGUCGCACCGACCCGAUCACUACCCUUACGACACUGCUCCCUCCCUCGACCUCCAGCUAUCCAUCAGCCUCAGGCCAUUUCAUCACCCUCCUCCGGAUGAAUGCCUCGUGGCAGGCCCCAUUCGUGAGUAUGGUCCUCCCGAGACGACUGGUUCCAUCAAGGCCCUGAAGUGGCACGCUGCUGAGCAGAUCCGUUUGGCCGCCAUAGAGAAGGCGUAUGCCGAGAGGGUGAGGGAGCUCACCAGGCGGGAGAUGGAGUUGGCACAGUCGGAGUUCGCCAGGGCAAGGAAUAUGUGGGAGAGGGCGAGGGAGGAAGUGGACAAGGCCGAGAAGAUGAAGGAGCGAGCCACCCGGAGGACUGACUCCAGGUGCAUGGAGAUCACCUGCCAGUCUUGCAGGCAGAGGUUCCGGCCUGCAUAGGAUCAAAGAUACAUAUAUAUAUAUAUAUAUAUAUAGCCCGGUCGCGUCAACAAAUAUUUAGCCUGGAAACCCGAUGGAUGGGUUCAUUUCCUUUCUUUCGCGUCUUGUGCAAUUCAGUUCAAUGGUUUGCAAUCUCAUUUGCAGCUCGGGGGCUUACUUGAUUCUUCCAGUAUCGACUUUCUCGGUGAAGGUGAAUGUUUUCGAAUAGAAGGAGAAGCCCGGAGAGACUAAUAAUAAAAGUGGGCAAAGAAGAGCUGAGCCCUCUCCUUUUCCUUUUAUUUGUCGGCGAUCGAUCUGUGUCUGACAAUGAACAACCGAUCGAGUUAGUUCAUGAUCAUUAAUUUGAAAAUCUAUGACCAAAAUUUUCA
Molecule: messenger RNA, 1170 nt
Organism: Punica granatum (pomegranate)
Lineage: Eukaryota; Viridiplantae; Streptophyta; Magnoliopsida; Myrtales; Lythraceae
Source: RefSeq, a predicted model, not a curated record